Molecule: messenger RNA, 679 nt
Organism: Limulus polyphemus (Atlantic horseshoe crab)
Lineage: Eukaryota; Metazoa; Arthropoda; Merostomata; Xiphosura; Limulidae
Exons: 5
Coding region: 60-584 (174 amino acids)
Source: RefSeq, a predicted model, not a curated record
GGCAUACGAGAGGUUCCGGAGUUGACAAGUGAACACCCAAUAGAAGAAAAGCUUCAAAGAUGAAAUUCUGGCUGAGUUCAGUUCUGCUGUUUGUUCUUGCUGUCUAUAUUGAUGCCCACUUGGUGAAUAUUCAAGACUGUGGUGGAAUACGGAGAUUCAAUUGUGAAUCAACACGUUACUGCCCCGUACAGUUCGACCUGGAACGUUGCAACAACCCCAAGAUAUGUUCCGUUCGAAGAGGAGCAAAAUAUAACAUUAAUGUGCGCUUCCAGUGGGGUAACGAGGGCUCGGGGGUAUUCAAGGUAGACCGAAUAUUGACAGGCGUAUUGGGUUCAAUGUUUGGCAAAAUGGAAAUUGAUUAUGAAACCCGAAACGCUUGCAUCUCUGCUGGGGCCAAGAGAAGGUGUCGUCGAGAGGUCAUGCUGAAUCCGGGAACCUGGUACACGGCUGUCGAUAAGUUCAAUAUUCCACAACUUGGUAGUUAUGGGAUGAAGUUUGGAGCUAAGUACCAACUUGUCACAAAAGGCCCCAAUGGAGCUCGAAUCACUUUGCUGUGUGCUCUGAUGCGUGUGAAACUGGAGUAAAAUGUGUUGUGUUUUUUUUAUCUUUUGAAGAUGAAAUAAGAAUUACUAAUUAUUGUUUAUUUGCAAAUUAAUCUGUGCUGUUUGAAUAAUUUAAA